UCCCGAAUCUCGGUGUGGCCGCGGCGCCGAGGGGAGGCGAGAAAUGUCGUCCUCCGUCUCCGCCGCCGUUCUCCGCCGCCUCGGCGACCGGCUCGGCCUCCGCCGACUCGCGACGCUCCCCGACUACGCGGCCGGCGCCGAGGAGCUUCCGCAGCACCCCACCUCCAAGGACGCCUACUUCGCGGCGGUCAACCACCUCUCCACCAUCGUACGGCGCGACUUCUACCUGGAGCGCACCCUGAACCGCCUCCGCCUGCCGUCCCCCUUCCCGCCGGACCUCGCGCUCCGCGUCAUCCGCGCCGCUGCCCCCUCCGAGCCCCUCCACGCCGCCCGCUUCCUAGCGUGGCUCCGGGCGAAGCCCAAUUUCUCCCCCUCCGCCGAUCACUUCGACGCGCUGCUCCUCCCGCUCGCCCGCGCGCGCCUCUUCACCCACCUCUGGACCCAGGCCUCCGACAUGCGCGCGCUCGGCCUCCCCCUCUCUCCGGCAACCUUCUCGGCGGUUAUCUCGUCCUACGGCCACUCCCGCCUCGCCGAGCAGGCCGUCGAGGUCUUCAAUCGCCUUCCCCACUUCGGGUGCCCGCAGACCACCGAGGUCUACAACGCCCUUCUGGACGCGCUCUGCGCCAACGGCAACUUCGCCGGCGCCUACAAGCUGCUACGCCGCAUGGCGCGCAAGGGCGUGGCCCCCGACCGCGCCACGUUCAGCACGCUCGUCGACGCCUGGUGCGCGUCGGGGAAGCUCCGGGAGGCGCAGGCGUUCCUCGACGACAUGUCGUCCCGCGGGUUCCGGCCGCCGGUGCGCGGUCGGGACCUCCUCGUCGACGGGCUCGUCCGAGCUGGGCGCCUGGAGGAAGCCAAGGCAUUCGCCCUCCGCAUCACCAAGGAGGGCGUCCUCCCCGACGUGGCCACAUUCAACUCGCUCGCCCAGGCGCUUUGCGAUGCAGGUGAUGUGGAAUUCGCCGUGGGUCUUCUUGCCGAUGCUUCCAGUCGUGGCAUGUGCCCAGAUAUCUCAACUUACAAAGUGAUGCUACCGGCGGUGGCCAAGGCUGGCCGAAUUGAGGAGGCAUUCAGAUUGUUCUAUGCAGCUAUUGAGGAUGGCCACCGGCCCUUCCCAAGUCUAUAUGCGGCGAUCGUCAAGGCGCUCUGCAAGGCAGGUCGUUUCGCUGAUGCUUUCGCCUUUUUUGGUGAUAUGAAGUCCAAGGGGCACCCACCUAAUCGGCCUGUGUAUGUGAUGCUUGUCAAAAUGUGUGUGAGGGGUGGUCGGUUCUUGGAUGCUGCAAACUACCUUCUUGAGAUGAAUGAGGCUGGGUUCGCGCCACGGGCGCCAACCUUUAACGUUGUAGUUGAUGGGCUGCGGCAUCUUGGGAAACAUGACCUAGCCCGGAGGAUGGAGCAGCUUGAGAUGUCACUAAAAGGAAACUGAAUGGAUCCGGAAGUAGAUGCAUUCUGGUGGGGCGCUGCGAAUUGCUUGUGUUUCAACUUUACUUUGCCCUUCGUGAGCAUCAGAUACUCGAUUGGCAUGCAGAAUUGGACUAGCCUUACAGUGUCCUAAUACCUUCUACAAGGAACCAUCCGGGUGCACCCAACGAGAUCAAAGCUGAAUGAACCUAUGUUGUUACAUCAUGUGGCCAGAAUAGCCGGGCAUGCGGUGGCUCGACGUUCACAAGCUGAUUACAGGCUAUUGUAUCUCCUGAACAUACUACUGCAGAACUCAAGAAUUUCCCAGUGAUUUGGGGAAGGAAUUUGCCUCCCGUUCGAUGGCCUGCCUUCUGUCGACAAACUACUGUCACGGCGGUGUUAGUAAGCGUACGGGCACGACUGCAAAAGGGGGGAAUGCAGAAAUGUUUUGAAAUCAGGAGGUCAGCUAUGAUCCUAUGACUGAUCACACCGCUGAGGAACGCAAAUUCGAGAAGCUGAGGGAGGGGGUUGAUGAUGAGAUACAGCAUUGUCUUGCAUUUCAUAGACUCGGAAUUGAUUAUUUUUUUCUUGUGAAAAAACAUUGCUUAAUGUGAAUGUUGCAAUGAACUGAUAUACCUUGUCUUUUUUCCCGACCGAAGGUCUUUUGAAGAUGUACACAUUGUUCAACUUUCAGUGAUGGAAAUUGUGGGGAAAUUCAGUUGAU
Messenger RNA from Triticum aestivum (bread wheat), 2122 nucleotides. RefSeq names its product pentatricopeptide repeat-containing protein At5g18390, mitochondrial. Gene Ontology annotation, molecular function: mRNA binding; protein binding. Gene Ontology annotation, biological process: mitochondrial gene expression. NCBI's taxonomy places the organism in Eukaryota, Viridiplantae, Streptophyta, Magnoliopsida, Poales, Poaceae. The coding region runs from base 44 to 1423 and encodes 459 amino acids. Gene Ontology annotation, cellular component: mitochondrion. The transcript is spliced from 2 exons. The record is from RefSeq and is a predicted model, not a curated record.